Bipolaris maydis ATCC 48331 is the source of this 405-nucleotide messenger RNA. RefSeq lists its product as uncharacterized. The record is from RefSeq and is a predicted model, not a curated record. Lineage: Eukaryota; Fungi; Ascomycota; Dothideomycetes; Pleosporales; Pleosporaceae.
AUGCAAGGUCACGAAAGACUACCGGUAGUCCUGUUCCAGGAAGUAAAAGCUGCUCAGAUGCUGUGCCAGAAGCAAGUGGAGGAAGCACUCGACACUAUUAUCGAUGAAAAGGACGUGUGCAACGCAUUCAAGUUGCGUGUUGGCACUAUAUUCCAUACGCUCGUAUCCGGAGGAAUGUGGCCUCUUGAACAGCAAUCCAUUAAGAAAAUCAGGGAUCAACUGGUGCAGGUUGGUACCCCUACUACCGAGACCCUGACCAAAAUUUGCAAAAAUGCCAAUUGCAACUGUAAGUCGGCUAUCUCUCUGAAUGACAAGGCCAUUCGUACGCUCGACCGGAUGUAUGCCGAUGUCAAGGGCAUGUGCCUCGAUUGUACGCAUACGAAUGACUUCGCAACGCCCGAGUAA